AUGAUACUUCAUGAAGAAGAUUAUGAUAAAGCAAAUAUUAUUUUAAUUUUUGGUAAUCAAUGUGAUUUACAAGCUCUACUUGAUUAUAUUACUUAUUUAUACACCCCAUCAAAUGAAGUUUUACCGUAUUCUGGUAUGUCAACAAUUAGUAUAUAUUUAUUAAAUUUAUUUAAACAUCCAAUAAUUAGUUGGCUUGAUAUAAAACCUCAUUUUAUUAUUAACGAUAUUAGCGAAAUAAAAACUAUUGAUCAAUGCCAUUGA
Adineta steineri is the source of this 261-nucleotide messenger RNA. NCBI's taxonomy places the organism in Eukaryota, Metazoa, Rotifera, Eurotatoria, Adinetida, Adinetidae. The record is from the annotation of a GenBank genome assembly.